Molecule: messenger RNA, 2375 nt
Organism: Aethina tumida (small hive beetle)
Lineage: Eukaryota; Metazoa; Arthropoda; Insecta; Coleoptera; Nitidulidae
Exons: 3
Coding region: 486-2075 (529 amino acids)
Source: RefSeq, a predicted model, not a curated record
GACAUCCACUUGUUGUUCCACCGGCCGGGCCGGGCCGGCACUGGCCACUGCCAGUGGCAGCCAGUUAGCCAGUUGUUUCAGAGCUGCGUGACUGGGUGCUUGGGUGCUUCGGUGCGCGAGCUGCCGCGAGAGUUUCUUCAAAUCGUGUCGCGGUCGCGGUGUGAAACAGUUAAACGCGAUCUGGAUUAUCUCUAAUUGUGCGAUUGGAUUUUGCCAACUGGUCGAUUGUCGUGUCAACACGCUAGAUUCUUGCGAUUAUUUACAGUGACUCGAAUCGGACGUAUCAGUUUGGACAGUGGACCUGCCUUGUUUUAAUGUAGUGUGCAAGACAACGAGUUUCGUAUUGUCUAAAAAACAAAUUAAACGCACCGGAAAUCUUAUCUGCCUCAACAUCCUGCACAUGAUCGGUGGCGCAUAAUAAACAGAGCCGCCAGCCAAAAAAGAUUCGGGUGUGUUGCACGAACGUCGCAGUACCAGCAUCGAAGAUGGAACAGGACACAGUGGAUUCGGCGAUAUUUUAUCAGACGCUCGAGAAGAAGAAGGUGCCUCCGAUUGAGACGCUGAACAGCGAAAUGCCGGGCAAAUUGCAGAAGGAUAGGGGAAAACGGAUAAUAAAAACGUUCCUCAACAGGCUGAGGCUGAAGAAGUACGCCAGUGCCAACAUUUCCAAGCCCGAUCCCACCUACAAGGUUGCCUAUUUGGGAAACGUCAUCACUGGCUGGGCCAAAGGUGAGGGUUGCGUGGAGAAGCCGCUGGCCACCCUAUGGAGAAACUACACUCAAUCAUCACGACCCGACGUGCGAAUGAUUCUGACCGUAUGUGGUGGUGGAUUGAAGGCAACAACCAAAGACCACGGAUUAACGGAAUACUGGGCUCAUCGACUGACCAUCUGUUCAGCACCUGCUCAAUUUCCUCGACUUUUCUGCUGGGUGUACCGACACGAGGGUCGCAGACUGAGGCACGAACUCAGGUGUCACGCAGUGCUGUGUCCUUCGGCCGCGGUGGCCAAACAAAUCGAGUCGGAGUUGAAGGAGUCACUCGCGUUGGCUUUGCUUGAAUUCAAGAGAGACAAAAUAUCGAGGCAGAACGCCCGUUUAAGUUUAGUCAACUCUGUAUACGACAAUCCGACGAUACCGAGAAGGAAAAUCUUGUUGAGCACCGGUCAAAGCAAUUACCGCCCUCCUUUGGAACGGUCGAAGUCCGCACCAAAGUUGUGCAGUAUUGAAGAAAUAGUCGAAGAGGAGGAGGAUCCUAAAUCAAGGACGACUCAUAAAAAAGUACUGAAACAUUACGACAGUACCAGCGCCCUACUCGACAAGAGGAAAUCGAUUUUGGAGUCUUACAUUCCCAAAACUCAAAUGACGGUACCUGCUGAUAUCUGUGAUGAAACUAAAAUGAAAGAUAGAGAACCAAGAGUCACAUUUAAUGACGACAUCAUCAAUAUCGACGAUAGAAGCGAUGUAAUCUUAGAAGAAUUAGUCCAAAGUUCUCUUUCUAAUGAUCUUUUGGAAUCAUGUGAAAGGGCAUGGAUUAACGCCCUAGGUGAAACACCAGAUUUGAUCCCAGUCGAUAGUGAUGAGGGUUCUCUAUCCAGUGGAUGCGAAUCAGCAAGUACCGUGACAUCAGAUAUGGAUCAACCCGCUUUCCCGCUGGAAGAAAUUGUCGAAGAAGCGGUCGAAGAAACUCCGAACGACAAAUGCAAAACUGAAAAUAAAAAGACUGAUUUAGACUUUAAAGUAGGCGGUAGUGUGCUGGCUCGUGUGCGAAGUUUCGAACGGAUAGCAAAUACGGACAUUUUAAAAUAUUGCGGGCUCAACAACAAUCUGUACAAUAAUAAAUCUCUUUUGAACCACGAAGAAGUCUCUCUAAUACCAGUUGGAGAGAGUCACACCGAUUUUAGUUCCCUUAAAGUUUUCAAAAAGAAAACUGUUCCCGAACGAGACAUAUCCGCUUUUGAAGUUGAUGAAACCGACGGAAACGGAUCUGAGGAAGAAAAUGGAAGUGCCUGCAGUGAUGAAAGCGGCUAUGAAGAAGAGGAAAUUGCCAGUUCCGUUUCCAACAUAGUUUUAGUUUGAAAACAGCUUUACGCAAUAAAUGUACAUAGUAAAUUUAUUUAUUAUUAAAGAGAUUUUAUUUGUAUAGAUUUUAAGAUUCGUACUGAUUAUAUUGCACUGGUUUUUAUUUGCGAAUGUAAAUUUAAAAUCCAUGUACACUAUAGAAUUUAUUCGACUCUUAUUGUAUAUAAUGUAAAUAAGUCACAGAAUAUAAUGUGAUUAUUUGUUGUUAUUUGUUACCAUUGUAUGGUGUCUUGUUACAAUAAUUUUUCUAAAAAUACACAGUUUUGUGUGCACAUUAAAUAAAAUAGUUAAUUGCAA